This is a messenger RNA of Moneuplotes crassus, 3186 nucleotides long. NCBI's taxonomy places the organism in Eukaryota, Ciliophora, Spirotrichea, Euplotida, Euplotidae. The record is from the annotation of a GenBank genome assembly.
AAAUAUAAAUAUCAGUGAUUCAUGAUCAUAGUAAUCAUUAUGUUAUGACAGUGAGCACAUGGAGCUAUCAUGGCAACUUACUUGUUGCACGGUCUUGGAGGUGGAGUCACAAGUGUCAGCAGCAGUGAAGGAUGGGCAAGCCAACCAACACUUGAUUUUCCCGGAGGAAAUAAUCCUACAAAAGGAACUAAUGGAGUAGAUGUUGGACCAGGAGAAUAUCUCUCUUUCUCAACCUUCUUCGAUAAUUCAGGGGCUGAUUACAUCUCUGCUGCCAUCUGGAUCUACAAAGAUAAUAGAAGAAUCGAGGAGUUUGUACAAAUAGGUCACAGCUUCACUGCGGCAGGGUAUGCAACAGGAACUGGAGCAAUUACUGUUAAAGGAAUGGGAUCAGGAACUAGUACAACUCAACUAAAUGUGAAUGGGAGCGAUGUUAGCGGAACUAGCAUCGGUAUUCAGCAAAAUGAAUGGACUCUGAUUGGCUUCGGAUGGGGAAAGAAUGAAAGCUUCAUCAAGCUGAUUAGAGAUGGAGGGGGAGGUGUGUUCAAUAAUAUCUCUACUCCUAUCAGCAGUUGGAGUGGUAGUAGCACAGAUUAUUUUGUGGGAAACAAAAAUAACAACUGCCAAUCAGGCUGUAGCUAUACAAUUCAUAGCAUCAGGAUCUACUCAGAUGAACUUCCAGGAGUAGCUCAGGACUUGUAUAAUGCUCCUUACAAUGAAUGGUCAUGGCAAACCACUUGAGGAAGCGGAACCAGGGAAGGAGCUGAAGUAUGAGAUGAUGGUAACUACAACUCAGGUGACGGAUGAGCUUUAGGAUGCACACUUGAGACAGGCUAUUCAUGAACUGGAGGAACUGCAUCAACUGUUGAUACAUGUAGCUUAACCUGCCAGUCAACUUCCAGUCCAGCAGAUCAGACCGUCGACUGCUAUGACAACAAUACUGUUGCUGGAGACGGCUGCAGUUCAGUUUGUAAAGUUGAAAGUGGCUACACUUGUUUUUGGAACACUGGAACAAGUGAGAGUGAUUGCACCGAUGACUGUGGAGAUGGGAAGAUAAUUACUACUAUGCCAACCACUUACUGAGAUGAUGGCAACACAAGCAGCAACGAUGGCUGAAGCAGCACCUGAGCUAUAGAGAGUGGAUGGAUUUGAUCUGGAGGGACUACCUCUACUGCUGACACUUGUUCAGACGAUUGCGGAGAUGGUAAAGUUAUGGAUGUUCAAGCAGGCUAUUGAGAUGACAAUAACAAUAAUGACGGAGAUGGAUGCAAUUCUACAUGCGCAGUGGAGACAUACUGGACAUGAACAUCUGGCAGCUCUACUACUGCUAGUUCUUGAUCUGAUAUUUGAGGGGAUGGAAGAAGUAUGGAUCCAGUCUCAGGCUACUGAGAUGAUGGAAACACCAGUAGUAGUGAUGGAUGUAGUUCAGCCUGUGCUGUGGAAACAGGAUGGACUUGAACUCUCGGUGACUCUUCAACAACAAGUGAAUGUUCUGAUGAUUGAGGAGAUGGAAAAGUGAUGGUAACUUCUGCUACAUACUGAGAUGAUGGAAAUAACAUUGAUGGGGAUGGAUGUUCUAGUACAUGAGCUGUAGAGUCUGGGUAUACUUGUCAAGGGGGAAGCUCAACAACCAGCUCUACAUGAUCAGGUUGAUCUGUUAAUAACUGAGCAGCAUGAGUAACAGGGGACCAAAGUACAUGACAGACUUGCAAUAGUGGAUAUAGCCUUGAUAACGGUCAAUGCUCCUUGCGAUCUUCUACAACAUCUUCCACAACAACUUCCUCAACAACUUCCUCAUCACAAGGAGUAUCUACUUCAGAAUCUGCUGCCUCUCAAUCCGCUGUGGGUGCAGCUGCAGCUGCUACAGUGGUUAUCUCAGUUCUAAAUAUGUCGUCUCCCACUGUCUUAUGGGUGAUGGCUAAUCAAUUGCAACUUUUACUGCUUCUCGUUCUAACAAAUAGUUCAAUGCCUACCAAAAUAGUAGAAUUUUUGACAACGAACAGAUUUGCUUCUUUCUCAUUAGACUUCUUGCCUCUAGAUAAGCUACCAGGGCUGACUCUGGUGAAAGGCUCGUUUAUCAAAGAACAAGAUGACAGCAAUCUGUCUGAAAUUGGUAUCGAAUCAGGGAGUACAUUCUACAAUAAUUUUACGCUGAUCUUCUUGAUUUUCUUAGUGCUAUUGCCCUCCCAUAUCUGAUCAAUGCUGGUGCCAAGAUGUAAGAAGAUGCCAUACUCUGAGUCAAAGUGGAAAUCCAAAAUUGGAAGAUUAAUCAACAAAGGAAAAGACAUACUUUUUGAGCUAUUCAAUUUGACGAUUUACUUGAGACUCUUCCUUGAAGCCUACCAAUUCAUAAUGCUGGGAUCUGUGUCUGAGAUAUUCAGACUAGAGUACACAGAAUACGUAUCUUUCCUGAUUUCAUGAGUUGCCUUGAUCUUCUGAGCUUUCUUGCUCUAUGUAUCCUACCAUGUCUAUGCUACCACAAUGAAGUUCUACGAUGAAGAACAGUUUUACUACUUUAAAGAGCUUGCUAGAGGACUGAAGGAUUCCAAAGAAGCCAGGAUUUACACCUUCUUCCUCCUCCUAAGGCGCUUUGUGCUAGUGAUUUGGCUCAUCAGCGUGAAAGAUGCAAAUAAAUACUUUGCCAUUGUGUUUCUGUCUGUAUUUCAGUUGUUCUAUUUCUCGAGGAUAGUGUACUCGAGACCUCUGGCAGGAAAAUGUGAGAACAUAGUUGAGAUCACAAAUGAAGUGUUCUUCACUGUUCUAGCUUGCCUGUUAUUGCACCUGAACACUACAGAUGUUUGGGAAGGCACAAACACUUCUGUUUAUUUGUACAUUUUAAUUUCCAACAACGUAGUAAUUGCAAUGAUAAUGCUGUCGAAUCUUAUCUACGAUCUCUCUUGCAAACUUAAGAGAAGAUGCUCUAAGACAAUCAAGACUCAAGCGAAGCCUAAGGCUCCUGAAGUAGUGAAGAAGUUGGAAGAGCCUCACAAUCAGAUAAAGAAGACCAAGAUUAUAGACUUUCAUGACUUCUCAAAAGUUACUUCAAAUUCAAUGAUAAAGACUGAGUCUGCCAAUUGGAACGCUGGAUCUAACAUUCAAGUGUACAAAUUACCUCAGAAUCACAAGGAAAUCCCUAAAAGCUCAAAGCGUUCAAACCUAGACCACAGAAUGGGGCAAUUCUAAUCUUGC